This is a messenger RNA of Cladocopium goreaui, 583 nucleotides long. NCBI's taxonomy places the organism in Eukaryota, Dinophyceae, Suessiales, Symbiodiniaceae. The record is from the annotation of a GenBank genome assembly.
AUGGCGAUUAUCGUCGUUGCUCUCAAUAGCCCUGCAACACGUGUGUCGGCAUUCCCCAUGGUUUCGGCGUUGCUUCAAGCUGAUACAUCUUGCGUUCGCAAAGUGGUCCCCUUUGGAGGUGGCUGGAAGUUACAUGUGUCCUGGCGGAACGUGAUUACGCAUGAUGGCAUCGCAGAGCAGAAGAUCGGAGAGCUGGUUGCGAAAUUGGAGCCAAUUGGUGUCAUUUCGCUUCUGUCUCAAGCAGAACAUCAGAGCCGGCAGGUAGCAGACCAAAAGUUGAAGGAGGCGAAGGAGGAGCAGAUGACCCAUUUGAUUCCUGCAAAGCGGGCGGCGGAUCUGGCUACAGAGCUGUUGCAGUUGCGUGGUCGGCUAUUUGCUGCAGAGAUAUCAGAUUUGGUGGGCACCGCGCAGAAGAUGUCUGCGGCAGGGUUGAGGUUCCAGGCGUCGAGUGGCUUGGAGGCUAGCUCUACAGUUCAAGCUGAAGAUGACCAAGGUGACAAGUUUGAAGCUCGUUGGCGUGGUCGCACUUCGAGUCAUGUAGCCGCGAGCUUUGCGACACCGCCUUCCGCCUUUGACCUGAGAU